UGCACAUCGACCAAAGCAUGGCAAACAUUCCACCGAUAAAUUCGAGAGUGUAUGUCGGAGGCUUGGGAGAGCAGGUCAAGUUGGAAGAGUUCGAAGAACUCUUCAAAGACUGCAAGCCGUACCAAGAUAUAACGCUAUUGCGCGGAUUUGGCUUCAUACAGUUUCACACUGAAAAAGCAGCCCAAGCCGCCAUUAACACUAUGAAUGGAAAGUUGUUCAACGGGCGUAAGCUGAUGGUAAAGGUAGCGAAUGAUAAUCGUGCCAAAAAGGGUCUACUCCCUCGGGGAGCGCCAGGAGCUGCUUCUAUUGCGAAAACACCCAUCCCGGCUGCAUCUGUUCGGGACCGAUCGCCCGUGGAUGCAAUUCAUCCACUGAAACGAGGAUACCAUCCGCUCCAGUAUAGUGUGGCCGAUUUGAGUAGCGUCUAUCCAGAAACACCGAUCGGCCAAGCUCCGCUGCGUGGUAUCGAAAGCAACGAUUGUGAGAUCAUAGUCGUUAACAAGGAGCUAACCCCUUAUGCCGAGAUGAUCGAAGCACGUUUGAAGCGUGCGGGACUAAGCGUUGAUCUACUGUUUCCCAACAACGAUGUUCCGAUAGGCAAAGUACUCGCCAACAGAGCAUCCCAGGGCACAUACUAUUGUAUUGUCAUUACACCGGAAAAUCAAGAGCGCAACAGUAUCACCGUGAACGUUUUGCACGGCAUACCAGCGGAACAUCGCAACAUGCCGACGGAUGAUGCUUUAAAUUUCGUCGUAAAAAAUUUCAAUGAAAAGAAAAGGCGCGAGAAUGCACCACACAGCCUCUCGACAUACCAUCAUGCUGCACCGUCCCAACCCAUGCCAUUACACGCGGAACCUUCGCAAACGCAGGAAAAACAUCCAGAAGCGAUACAGAACAUGAUAAACCUGCUAGCUGUAAACCGCCCGCUAACCGUUCUACAGUACGAAAGAUUGAUAAAGUAUCUAACCGAACGAAAAGAAUUGCAAAUAAGGCUAGAACUGGGAGAGGACGUCGAUACCACGACAGCAUCUGCAUUAAUACCGCCAAUUAUUCCCGCCUCCAAGACCAAGCAGGAAACGGAACGGGAACUCCAAAAGAAAAUCUUGGACAUAAUGAACAAACCAUCCAUUAUCGGGGUCACAAAGACGACUACCACUGCUGCGGCAGCAACAGAAAACAUAAGUGCUGAAAGCAGCAGAUUUAACAUGAAUCUUCUUCCAACCUCUAGACUGCUUCAUGAUCCAAAGGUGCAACGUGCGCUAGACUCCCUGUUGCAAAGUCAGCUGCUUUCGAACGUUGGGUACAAAAUGUAAGCACAGCAUUGCUAUUCCUCUAGGAACUAAUGCUUUCUU
This is a messenger RNA of Anopheles maculipalpis, 1352 nucleotides long. It is a transcript of the gene Neos, whose product is annotated as nuclear receptor coactivator 5. Gene Ontology annotation, molecular function: RNA binding. NCBI's taxonomy places the organism in Eukaryota, Metazoa, Arthropoda, Insecta, Diptera, Culicidae. The record is from RefSeq and is a predicted model, not a curated record. The transcript is spliced from 2 exons. Bases 18 to 1313 code for a protein of 431 amino acids.